AUGUGGUUUUCUACGUCGUUGUCAGCCCUGUGGCUGGCAACGUUGGCUUGGGGAGCUGUCAGGCAAGACGAGGAUGGCAACGUCAAGAGCAUAGGCUUGAGAACACAUACUCUAGUUCAGCCCUACCUCGAUUCCGACAUGCAGAGUCGGUGGUACGACUUUGGAGGCGACACGAUCAUCCGAACGGACCAAUACAUCCGUCUUUCUUCAGAUCGACCGUCGCAGAACGGCUGGCUCUUCUCAAGAGUGCCAUUGACCGCCACGAAUUGGGAGAUUGAGGUCGAGUUCAAGAUACAUGGCAAGAAUCAGCUAUAUGGUGACGGUUUUGCCAUGUGGCUCACGAAGCAACGGGGGCAGGUUGGACCAGUCUUUGGAAGCACUGACAACUUCGAGGGUCUCGGGAUCUUCUUCGACACGUACAAGAAUAACAGGCCCGGCGUCGUAUUUCCCUACGUCAUGGCCAUGUUCGGCGAUGGGAAGACCGGAUACGACAAGGACACGGACGGAAAGAGCACCGAGUUCGCUGGCUGCUCUGCCAGGGGCAUCCGACAUGCCAGUGUUCCAACGAAGUUCCGCUUGACUUACUUCCAAGACAAGUACCUGAAGCUCGAGCUCCAGUAUAAGUCGGAGGACGAGUGGACGCUAUGUUUCGAGACCAACGAACCCCCAGCAAUUCCCCAGGUUGCGUAUCUCGGCUUCAGCGCUGAGACGGGCGAGCUGAGCGACAACCACGAUAUCAUCUCCAUCAACGCCAAGAAUCUCUACACCUCUCAACCGACCGGCCGCCCCACCCCUGGUAGCGGACGAGGAAGGAAAUCUCCUCCGCCAAAGACGGGCGGUAGCUGGACAUGGUUCUUCAUGAAGAUCAUAUUCUUCUUCUUGGUUGUUGGAGGAGGCUAUGUUGGCUACACGGCGUGGAGAACAAACCAGAAGCGGUCGCAUCGAUUUUAA
Messenger RNA from Phaeoacremonium minimum UCRPA7, 951 nucleotides. Its product is annotated as putative vesicular integral-membrane protein vip36 protein. Gene Ontology annotation, molecular function: D-mannose binding. Gene Ontology annotation, cellular component: COPII-coated ER to Golgi transport vesicle; Golgi membrane; endoplasmic reticulum membrane. Bases 1 to 951 code for a protein of 316 amino acids. The record is from RefSeq and is a predicted model, not a curated record. The transcript has 4 exons. NCBI's taxonomy places the organism in Eukaryota, Fungi, Ascomycota, Sordariomycetes, Togniniales, Togniniaceae. Gene Ontology annotation, biological process: endoplasmic reticulum to Golgi vesicle-mediated transport; Golgi organization; endoplasmic reticulum organization.